AUCACCCAGCUUUGCCGAACUGAACACCGAGCAAGGGACAAGUUAUGAUGCGGACCGAUAGAUGGCGAUAAACACGCCGCGCUUUUCAAUCAGCUUCUCCUCAGGAAAACAAAACUUGACAUUAUUAUAUUAUUACUAUUAGUAACCUAAACUGAAGCGCAUAAAUGGAAGGCGAAAUUAGUGUUAUAUCAACGUGUUUAUUUAGAGGCUCGGAAUAUGUAGUCAGUAUGGUUACGAGUGGUUCAUCUGCUGUUCCGACGUUAGAGAUUCAAGUCGAGCAUCACGAUAGCGGGCAACGUUGGGAGGGGGCGUUCGGCGUCUCAUAUAUAGAAGACAUGACUCACAAGACAGGAAACUUUAAACAGUUUAAUAUAUUUGUUAGUAUGUUGGAGUCAGCUUUGGUGAAAAAUACGGACAGUGUAACACUUGAUCUGCUAACUCAUGCAGACCUGGAGACGUUACGGAGUCGGAAGGUUACCGUCCAAUCACAAGGCAGCUCAACCCGUAGUGUAACAAAGAAUAAGCGCUACCUAAUACUCACGUAUACAGUGGAGUUUGACAGAAUUCAUUAUCCUUUGCCAUUGACUUACCAAGGAAAUGCUGACCCAAAGAGACUUCAAAAGACUGUGCAAAGUUUGAGGACUGAACUUAAAGAUUUGAGACAGCGCCAUGCGGCUGCAUCGGCAUUAGAGACUGACCUGAGAAAGCUACAGAGAGACUAUGAUGCUCUUCUGGUGGAGAAAGAAGACUUGGAGGUGGCCUACGAAGAGUUGCGGUUGGCAGCACCUCCGAGUUAUGCUUCGGUUGGACUUGGCAAAGAGGAGAGGCUGUUGAAGGAGAUGAUCAAGAUGCUGGAAGAGGAACUGAUGAGAGAGAGGACCAAACAUCAGCGGGUGUCGGCUAAGAAAGACGAGGAAUGUAGAGAGCUGCAGGCUGAGGUUAAGGACUUGCGGGGAAAGGAGCGCUCUCUUCAAAUACAUGUGAAGAACCUAACGAAAGAACUGGCUGAAUAUAAAAGAGGGAGGCUGUUCACACCACGACUAGGUGCCUCCAGCACCACAAGCAAUAGUAUGAGGCGCUCGGAAUCCUAUACAGGGCAGCAAUCAGUGGCGUGGGCGAGGGAGAGAACAUUGUCACGAUUGUAUCAACAAAGGAAAACGCCGUCCCCAGCACCAAGGUUUGAUCCAACUGCCUAUGUGAAGAGCAAAGAGAGGCAACUAAAAUCAUCGACCCAAAGGAGAAAGCGCUCUUUGAGCCGAGGCUCGUGCGAGCGGUCAGGAUUCCUUCGCGGUGCCUCGCCGUGCGUGGGGUCAGGGGCACGCACUCGGUCGCACCCCAUCUCUCGCAGUCCAUCACCCGCUUACUCGCAGCGACGUAGUGUGGCUUGGAAGAACUCUAAUACAUCCUCUCACCAAAGAAGGAGCGGGAGUCUAGCGAGUCGGUCUUCAUCCUGCGAGUCGUCACGUAACAGCAGACAAGAGGACAGGCCACGCAGUCGUCAGAAUGGUCCAAUUCUCAACAGCCCCUCCGUCAUUACGCAGGUGUCGUCCUUAAAAAACCCAUAUAAUGGAAGGAGUAAAUCAGCCACACUCACUCAGGCCAAGAACCUCAAGGUGACAAAACGACCUUCACUCCACACUCCAAGUGCAACUGGAGACAGCAGAUCACUGAGACGUUCUAGUGGUAAUCCAGUAAGGCGGUCGGCCGACAGAGCUAGGAGUUCAUUGGGCAUGAACCACUCGGGCAGCUCAACCAGAGGUGUGUUGGGACCUCAGCCAGACAUUGCUGAAUUGGACGCUAGAUUACAGGCCCUGCAGGAUUAUCUUAGAGAUGCAGGGUGCACUGACGGAACAGUGAACUAAAUUACACACACUCUCGGUAUGUUACACGAUAGUUGCUGCCACCAUCACAGCAAUGUGGUGUGCA
This is a messenger RNA of Priapulus caudatus, 1926 nucleotides long. RefSeq names its product coiled-coil domain-containing protein 61-like. The coding region runs from base 165 to 1862 and encodes 565 amino acids. The record is from RefSeq and is a predicted model, not a curated record. Lineage: Eukaryota; Metazoa; Priapulida; Priapulimorpha; Priapulimorphida; Priapulidae. The transcript is spliced from 15 exons. Gene Ontology annotation, cellular component: centrosome.